Molecule: messenger RNA, 1452 nt
Organism: Leptosomus discolor (cuckoo roller)
Lineage: Eukaryota; Metazoa; Chordata; Aves; Leptosomiformes; Leptosomidae
Source: RefSeq, a predicted model, not a curated record
AUGUUUCAGGUACUACAUGGAGAAAAGCCACUCUAUAUCCAAGCAAAUAACUGUGUAGAAGCUAGUGAGUGGAUAGAAGCUCUUUGCCGGGUAACGAGAUGCAACCAGAAGAGGCUUAGUUUUUACCAUCCUUCUGCUUUUCUGAAUGGGAACUGGCUUUGCUGCAAGGCUACAAUAGAGAGCACAGUGGGCUGUGCUCGUUGCACUGCAGAAACAGAAAGAAUUUACUCACUUUUCACUCUCAACAUAUCUAAACUACAGAAGUUGGAAGAGGCUUGCGGAAGUAUAGCAGUCUAUCAAGGUCCACGGAAAGAACCAGAUGAUUAUUCUAACUUCACAAUUGAAGAUUCUGUAGCAACGUUUCAUACACUGAAACAGAUAAUAGAUGUAGUAGAAAAGCUGAAUGAAUCACAUGAAAAAUACCAAAAGAAGAGAUCAUCUAGUGCUAAAUAUGGUAGUGAAGAAAAUCCAAUUGUUGGAAAAGUUUCCUAACCAAAACAAACUGGCACACUUGGAUGAAAAAAGAAACUGGAAAUGUUAUUGAGUGUUUGGGGGUUUUGUUUUGGUUUUGUUUUUUUAAUACAUUAUACGGAUUUUUACAAAGUAUUUAAGGAUGAACAUAAAUGCUAGUUCUGUUGACAAUCUAUUUAAUAUUUAAUAGAAAAAUACCUACUUGGAAAUCUGAUCUUAAGGUUUAUUCUCAUUUUGUUGAAGAACUUGAAGUUCCAGGUUCUUGAAGUAACAGGUGUGAAUAAAUCUAAAUAUUGUUUUGCCAUUGUUAUCUUAUUGGAAAGAACUUUUUAAACAAGUAAGCUUUUUUGAUGGAAGAAAAUCCACAUGGAAUUUGUUGGUUGAAUUACAUCUCUCAAUACAUACACUGCAAAGUUGCAUGAGUUUACUGUAAGGGCCUGCCCUGCUGAUACGGAGCUUGAAAUAGAAAUCCCAAGAUACUAUGACAUGGAAGAGAUCAGAAGCUUCACACUCAAUUAAUCUGACUGUUUUCCGUGUAUUAGGUGUUGUCAGGACAUGAUUUAUCUACAGCUGAAGUCUUAGAAAAUCAUGCAGCAGUAUGCUGCAAAUAAUCUGGACAGCAGAUACCAGUGUUAGUUAAGUUUUUAAGUACUAAGGAAGAAGAAAUCAGGGAACUUGUGUUGUACCUCUUGUUUACAUUUGGGGUGAGUAAUAUAUGGAGUGACAUUAGACCACUAUCUAUUUGCUUUAGGGUUUUUUAAUUUCUUAAUCUAAAAAGAAAUGCAGGGUAGCAACAUUCUUCUUAAAUAAGUUUUCCUACAGAUAGAAAAAUUUAAAUGUGAACAGAUUGUGGUUAAGUACUGAUCAAUUUACAUCAUCCCAUGUAUGAUUUUGUUUCUUUUUUAUAUAAAAAGUAAUAACUAGGUCCAGCUCACCUUUUGACUACAAAUCUAAUCAAUAAUAUCUAUUAUAAUCACUCAA